AUAUAUUACUAUUUAAUGCCAUGAUCCUAAAUGCAUUUCUCAGUUGACCCAUGACAGAUGGAAAAGCAGAUUGUUAUCAUCGGAGCAGGAGCAAGUGGCCUUGUUGCCUGUAAGUACGUUCUCAACAUUGGACUCAACCCGAUUGUGUUUGAAGCUGAAGAUAGAAUUGGAGGAGUUUGGUCACAUACUUUGGAGUCAACCAGACUGCAAAACACCAAAGAAAUUUUCCAGUUUUCUGAUUUUCCAUGGCCUCCCUCGAUAAUAGACACGUAUCCUACUCACACUCAGGUGAUGGAGUACUUUGAAUCUUAUGCACAACAUUUCAACCUCUUUCCUUGCAUCAAGUUCAAUUCCAAGGUCAUCGGCAUAGACUAUGUUGGGGUGUCUGAUGAAGAGAUGGAGUCAUGGGCUCUUUGGGGUGGGACAGGCAAGCCCUUUGGCACCGAAGCGAAAUGGCAUGUCAAAGUUCAAGACACAAAAAAUGGCAGCAUACAAGUGUUUCAUACAGAAUUUGUUGUUCUUUGCGUUGGACAAUUCAGUGGCCUUCCAAAUAUUCCAGAGUUCCUUCCAAAUAAAGGGCCUGAAGUGUUCAAGGGCAAGGUGAUGCAUUCAGAGGACUUCUCAGCCUUGAACAAUUCGACUGCAGCAGAGUUGAUCAAAACAAAGAGAGUUACAAUAGUUGGUUCUUAUAAAACUGCAGCUGACAUAGCAGCAGAAUGUGCCAACGCAAAUGGAGUCAAGUACCCCUGCACUAUGAUUCAAAGGAAUGCUCACUGGUUUUUGCCUAGUGACAAAUUGAGUGGACUUCUACUUGGUUUCUUGUACUUCAAUCGAUUCUCGGAAUUCUUGGUUCAUAAGCCUGGUGAAACAUUUCUAUUAAGUUUUGUGGCCACCAUGCUUUCACCCUUGAGAUGGGGAAUUUCAAAACUCAUUGAGACCUACCUUAGAUGGAAUCUUCCACUGAAGAAGUACGGAAUGUUACCAAAAAUUAGCUUUCUUGAAGAUGUGUCUGCCUGUCAGAUUGCAAUGCUGCCUGACAAAUUCUACGACAGAGUUGAAGAAGGAAGCAUCAUUAUCAAGAAUUCCCAAAUCUUAAGCUUCUGCGAAGAAGGUCUAAUCAUAGAUGGAGAAGAUCAGCCAAUAGAAACAGAUGUUGUGAUUUUUGCUACAGGAUUCAAGGGUGAUGAAAAACUGAGAAACGUUUUUGAGUCUCCUGUUUUCCAAAACAACAUAAUGGGGUCACCGACCUCUACAGUUUCCCUCUAUAGACAGAUAAUUCAUCCUCGAAUUCCUCGAUUGGCUAUCAUAGGAUACAAUGAGAAUUUCUCAAAUUUGGGUCGCUCAGAAAUCAAAAGUGUAUGGCUAUCACAAUUCCUUGAUGGCAACCUUGAAUUGCCAAGUAUAAGAGACAUGGAAAAGGAAGCAAACAUGUGGGCAGAUCACAUCAAAAAAGUUACAGGCCGCUACUUUAGGAGAGCUUGUAUUAGCAACUCAAGCAUAUGGUACAUUGACCAACUUUGCAAGGACAUGGGAUGCAAUCCCAGAAGAAAGAAGGGAUUUCUAGUAGACUUGUUUAUACCAUAUGCUCCAACAGAUUAUGCCGGUCUCACUAGUAAGUGAGGUUGUUCGAUGUUUGUGAAAACUCCAUCACAAGUUGAAACUAUGUAAUUUUAUAUGCUGGCUCCUGCAAGCUGCUCAAAGCAGAAUAACUAGUUCAGGGCAAUGAUAUUCUCUGGGUGGCAAAAUAGUAAUGGAUUUAUAUUUCCAGUUUAUAAUUAGCCUUCUGCUUAAAAUUAACCAGGAGUCGUGGACAUGACUGUUAUAAUUGAUAUGUUUCCUAAGCCGAAGCAACAUUUUCUUCCGUAUUUCGUGACCUUUGUUAAGGCAUAUACCAGAUGAAGAUGUAUUUGUAUUA
This is a messenger RNA of Populus euphratica (Euphrates poplar), 1915 nucleotides long. RefSeq names its product probable flavin-containing monooxygenase 1. The record is from RefSeq and is a predicted model, not a curated record. Bases 58 to 1620 code for a protein of 520 amino acids. The transcript is spliced from 5 exons. NCBI's taxonomy places the organism in Eukaryota, Viridiplantae, Streptophyta, Magnoliopsida, Malpighiales, Salicaceae. Gene Ontology annotation, molecular function: NADP binding; N,N-dimethylaniline monooxygenase activity; flavin adenine dinucleotide binding.